CACUUCCGCUCGCCCGUCUAAAACCGCGCCUGCGCACUGCAUCUCUUCCUCUCUGGGCGCUCACCUAGUGUACGGCGACAUGGCCAAACGUACCAAGAAGGUGGGGAUCGUCGGUAAAUACGGGACCCGUUAUGGUGCCUCCCUCAGAAAAAUGGUGAAGAAAAUUGAAAUCAGCCAGCACGCCAAGUACACUUGCUCCUUUUGUGGCAAAACCAAGAUGAAGAGGCGAGCUGUGGGGAUCUGGCACUGUGGUUCCUGCAUGAAAACGGUGGCAGGUGGAGCCUGGACCUAUAACACCACUUCCGCUGUCACAGUAAAGUCUGCCAUCAGAAGACUGAAGGAAUUGAAAGACCAGUAGAAGUUCUACGAUGUGGAAAUUGCGAGCCUAUAAUAAAUGGGUUAAUUUAUGUAACGGAA
Molecule: messenger RNA, 417 nt
Organism: Condylura cristata (star-nosed mole)
Lineage: Eukaryota; Metazoa; Chordata; Mammalia; Eulipotyphla; Talpidae
Gene: RPL37A
Product: ribosomal protein L37a
Exons: 4
Coding region: 80-358 (92 amino acids)
Biological process (GO): translation
Cellular component (GO): ribosome
Molecular function (GO): structural constituent of ribosome
Source: RefSeq, a predicted model, not a curated record